Columba livia (rock pigeon) is the source of this 1575-nucleotide messenger RNA. It is a transcript of the gene XRCC1, whose product is annotated as X-ray repair cross complementing 1. The record is from RefSeq and is a predicted model, not a curated record. Gene Ontology annotation, cellular component: nucleus. Gene Ontology annotation, molecular function: damaged DNA binding. NCBI's taxonomy places the organism in Eukaryota, Metazoa, Chordata, Aves, Columbiformes, Columbidae. Gene Ontology annotation, biological process: single strand break repair; base-excision repair. The transcript is spliced from 9 exons. The coding region runs from base 166 to 1323 and encodes 385 amino acids.
GCGCGCUGCGAAGGCGCGAAACCCGGGCGGACCGCUCACCACCGAGCCCGGCGGACCCGCCGCCUAGAGCGGCUCCGCGCAGCACAACGCAUGCGCAGAGCCCGCGGGCGGACUGAAGUACCAUAGAAAACAAGCCGCCCGAGGGCGCAGAGCGGCUUCCGGUGCAUGGCGGCGAUGCCGGAGCUCCGCUUCAAACGCGUCGUGUCCGUAACGAGCGCGGAUCCGCGCCACCCGGCGGAGAAUCUGCUGCAGCCGGAGCGCGGCGGGCGCUGGAGGGCGGGAAAGGCCGGGGAGAAGCGGAUCAGCGCCGAGCUGGAGCUGGAGGGGGAGGGGCCCAUCCACUCCGUUCACAUCGGCAACGACGGCUCCGCCUUCGUGGAGCUUCUGGUGGGGAAAGCGGCCGGCGGCGACUUCCAGGUGCUGCUGCCCACAGCCGCCUUCCUGUCGCCCAAUGAGAGCCGGGCGGGGGCGGAGCUUGGGCGGGUGCGGCUCUUCGGGCCCCAAUCGCUGGUGAGGGGUGUGGCCGAGGAGCGCUGGGACCGGAUCCGAUUGGUCUGCACCCAACCCUACUGCCAGACCCGCCCUUUCGGUCUCGCCUUCGUCCGGCUCUUCUCGUCCCCCGACGACGCCCCCGCCGGCCCCUCCCCCCCCAGCCGCCGCCUGGGUCCCUUCAAGCUCCGCGAGGGGGGGUCGAGCCCCCCCCGCCCCCCCGGAUCCCUGUUCUACCAGCGCCCCUCCCCCACCGCAGCCCCUCCCCCCCCGGCCCCACCUGGUCCCAGUUUCGCUGUCGCCGCCCUCGGAGGCUCCGCCCACAAGGCCGCCAAGCGUCGCCCGUCCCCCAAAACCAAUGGAAAAGCUUCAAAACUGCCCAAAACCGCCCGGACGCCUGGGUCCCCGUCCCGGACGCCUGGGUCCCCGUCCCGGACGCCUGGGUCCUCCCGGACGCCUGGGUCCUCCCGGACGCCUGGGUCCCCGUCCAGGACAGCUGGAUCCUCCCGGACGCCUGGGUCCCCUCCCCGGACGCCUGGGUCCUCCCGGACGCCUGGGUCCCCUCCCCGGACGCCUGGGUCCCCGUCGGGGGGCCCGAUCCUGGCGGGGGUGGUGCUGGUGCUGAGCGGGUUCCAGAACCCCCUGAGGAGCCAAUUGCGUGAGGCCGCGGCCGAGCUGGGCGCCGCCUACAGCCCUGAUUGGACGGCACGGAGCACCCACCUGGUGGCCGCGUUCCCCCGCACCCCAAAGCCGCGGCCGCUCGUUCCGGGGGGGGAUUCGUGGUGGACCCGCCUGGAUCUGGGACUGUCGGCGGCUGCAGCGGCGCCUCCAUGAGAGACCGUGAGAGCCCGGCCACGCCCACCCGGCCACGCCCACCCCAGGCUCCGCCCACCCUGUUCUUUCCCACCCCAUUCACUCCCACCCCACUCACUUCCAUUGGGCCCGUACAGUGGCGUCUAUUGAGGGUUAAUGGGAGGCCACGCCCAUCGGGGGGGUGGUCUGGGUAGGCUCCGCCCACCCCCCAGGCUCCGCCCACCCCCUUCACUCCCACCCCAUUUACUCCCAUUGGGACCCAUACAAAGGGGU